AUCACAUACGUCGAGAGGCGGCUAUUAUGUGUGUUGUUACCACAGAGAUGAUGUUUCGCGUUAGUUCCCCUCUGAGUCAACGGAGUACUUUCACUGGGUAUCAGGAGGAUUGUGUUGGGGAUUGAAACGCAACCGUGAAAGCGUACUUAUCAGCGAUGGUGCCACCCAGCUUUUGAAGUUUUCAAAGGAUGCCUGCAACACGUAGCCCUUCAUCCAUCCCAACAGGCGUCUCAGGAGAUGCCUUGGACCUCAGCUUGUCAGGCUCCCAGCUCUCUAUGUCCAAAAGACCCAGCAGUGCAUCACCUGGGAAAUACUUCUCUCGGUCUGUGUCGGUUUCCGUGGCUAGUGACAGCAGAGGAAAACGCAACACCCUGAGUGAUGCCAGCUUUGGUAGCUCCCGCUCCAUCAAGAACCUGAGGCGGUCCAACAGCACCACUCAGGUUAAUCAGCAGGCUAACAUCAGUUUAAGUCAGGAACCGGGUGAGGACUACCUGGCCCUGUUCGACAGCAGCUCAGAUGGACGCAAGAAACUGGCCAGCCUCAGCAAAGCCUCGCCAGACAGAACCACAUGGAACAUCCUGGACGAUCAGCCCAGAGUUUUCCCCGUGCACUUGAGCCCCCGCAGCACUGGCAGCGUGGACUCUCCCCCCGGCCUGAAGAAAAGAGAGCCUGGCAUCGCUCUGGCUGCCACCUUCACUGCCAACAACAGGAGCAACAAGGGAGCGGUGGGGAACUCUGUCACCACCAUCUUACACAACAACUACUCUGAGAAACCACUCACGCCGAAGAGCUCCAACCAGAGGCCGUCGUUUAACAACAUCCUGAAGGCCACGGCAAACGACGAGGUGUCACAAGACAACAGCUCACUGACAAAGUCCCAGAAGAACUUCUCUUCGGCGUCCUCCACCUCCAACAACCGAUCUCCGGUGUCGGCUCAGCGCGGCAGCCCCGGCCUGUCUCGAAGGAGGGAGGUCACUGAGGAGGAGGCCGAGAGGUUUAUUCAGCAGGUGAACCAGGCAGCAGUCACCAUCCAGCGCUGGUACAGACGCCAUGCCAAGAGACAGCGCACUAACCAGACAGCACUCAAACACAUCCUUGCCAGUAAAAGAAAGGAGUGGGAGGAGAGAACGGAGGAGGACGGUCGCCUGGAGCCGCAGCAGAAAAAGGACGAAGACAGGAAACGGAUUCGUGAGGAGAAAGCUCGUUUGGCCCGCCUGGCUGCCAUCCAGGAGCUGCAGCAGAAAAGAGCCCGGCGGGUAGCCGAGGCAGCUGAGGUGGAGCCGGAAAGCUCGAGGCUGGCAGGUGGGGCUGGACGCCAGAAACCAGCCAAGAUUUCUCUGAGCAACAAAAGCCCAGCCUCACCGAGCAACAACAGCCCGAUGUCGCCCACAGACGUCAAAGCUAAGAACACAGACUCCAAUUUGAACGUUGUGGCCGACUUAGGUGAGCUGAGCUUCAGAGCCAUUUCCCCAGCUUCGUCCAAUCACAGAGGCUCUCAGUGUUCCCAGGAUCAGGAGGACAGAGCGGAGGUAGACAUUUGCCCGGAGCAGCAGCAUCAGCAGAACGACCGGAAAUUCAUUCGUAAAGAGAAAGCUCGUCUGGCCCGCCUCGCUGCCACCCAGGUGAACAUGUCUGAGGAGCUGCAGCAGAAAAGAGCCCAGCAGGUUGCAGAGGCGCUGCAUGCAGUUGAGGUGGAGCCGGACAUCUCGAGGCAGACAGGUGUGGUAGGACGCAAGAAACCUACCAAGAUUUCUCUGACCGGCAAAAGUCCAGCCUCACCGAGCAACAACAGCCCAAUGUCGCCCACAGACGUGAAAGCUAAGAACACAGACUCCAAUUUGAAUGUUGUGGCUGAGUUCGGUGAGCUGUCCAGCUUCAGAGCUGUUUCCCCAGCUUUGUCCAAUUGCAGAGGUUCCCAGUGUUCCCAGGAGAUCCUGCAGAGGUCGGUGAGUGUGGAGGACCAGCGGCAGGGAGCUUUGUCCAGCAGGGCUCAGUCCAAAACCACCCUCAACGAGCUGCUGGACACCCUGAAGCUGUUAGAGGAGGAGCCAGAGAGGCUGUCGGAGCCAAAGUGCUACAGCAAAGAGAAAUACGCCUGGAUAGAUGAGGACGGAGACUCCAACUCUCUGACCACUGACAACCUGGAGCGUCACGGCCAGCUGAGUCACCAUCCGGCCCUGCCAGAUGGGGGCGCCCUGCUCUCCGAGGCCAAGCUGCAGAGCAUCAUGAGCUUCCUGGAUGAGAUGGAGAAGUCUGAACAGGAGAGGCCACGCUCGGUUACUUCAGGGUCUCACAGAGAGGCUGUGUUGUCUGAGGAGGAGCUGGUUGGUGUCGAGCAGGCGUCUGCCACCGCCGCCGAAAUCACCGGCUCCAUGAUGAGGAUCAAGCUGGAGCUGGAGGAGAAGAAACGCACAGUCAACAUGCUGCAGAGCGCACUGGCCCAGCAGAGGGAGCUCACGGUGAGACACGUGAAGGAGACCGAGAAGGAGCUGAACAGAAACUUCCAGCUCCAGAAGGAACAAUUUGAAGCCACCAUCCAGAGACACCUCACAUUCAUCGAUCAGCUGAUCAAUGAUAAGAAGAGUUUAAAUGAGCGCUGUGAAGGAGUGGUGGGAGAACUGAAGCAGGUGGACCAAAAGUACACCAAGAAGAUCGCACAAAUGCAGGAGCAACAUGAAAUGGUGUGGCAAAUUCUGGGUCCCUUGUGUGAGGAAAUCAAGAAGUUAAAAGAGCUCAUGAGUGCCACGGAGAAGAUCCGCCGGGAGAAAUGGAUUGACGAGAAAACCAAGAAGAUCAAAGAGAUCACUGUCAAAGGUCUGGAGCCAGAGAUCCAGAAGCUGAUUUCCAAGCACAAACAGGACCUGAAAAAGCUGCGGACACUGCACGAGGCGGAGCUGCUGCAGGCAGACGACCGCGCGGCCCAGCGCUACGUCCGCCAGUGUGAGGAGCUCCGCCUACAGCUGGAGAGGGAGAAGGACGAGCAGAGUCAGAGAGAGAGGGAACUAGCCAAGCAGAGAUAUGAGAAGCAGCUUCAGGAGGAGGAGCUGUCCCUGCAGCAGCAGAGAAGGCGGCUCUACAAGGAGGUGGCCGAUGAGAAGGAGAGGCUGACUCAGCUGGCUGCAAGGCAGCGCGCUGAGCUGGAGGAUCUGCGGAGACAGCUGGAGGACAACAGCUCUCUGGCUGGACGAGCUCUCAGAGAGGAGCUUGACAAGACCAGAGAGGAACAGGAGAGGAGACACCAGGUGGAGAUGAAGGCGUUACAAGAACGUAUGGACAUCGAAAAGCAGACGUGGGAGGAGAACUACAAGAAAAAAGAGGAAGCGUGGCUGCUGAGCCGCGAGCGCGAACUGAAAGAAGAGCUGCGGCGAGAACGCGACAAAGAGAUCGAGCUCGCCAUCUGGACGCUGGAGGAGGAGACCAGCAAGGACAAAGAGGAGUGUGAGAGGGCAGCUGACAACAGGGUGAAGCGUGUGAGGGAAAAAUACGAGACGGAGCUGAGGGAGCUGGAGCGCUCCGAGAGGACGGCUGUGGAGAAACAACAGGAGUCGAGGAAGCAGCAGAUGGAGAUAGAGGGAGAGCUGAUUAGACUCCAGGCCCUGCUCCGACAGAAAGAACAGGAGACUGAAGACGUCACACAGACCAGGGACAAGCUGGUGGAGGAGCGCCGCAGCCUGGCCGAGGUGAUCAGGCAGGAGUUUGCCGACCGGCUGGUGCUGACGGAGGAGGAGAACCGCAGGAUGAAAGUGGAGGUGUCAGAAGUCCGAGCGAGGCUACGGCUCGAGGUGGAGAGAGUCACCCGGGAGAAGGAAGAGGAACUGGCUGAAGUCCACCAACGAGUGAAGGCGGCUAUCUUGAAGAAGGAAGAAACUGUCAAUAAUCUCCGGAAGCAGCAUGAGGCGGCCCUGAAGAGGGCGGACCACCUGGAGGCCCUGUGGGAACAGCAGAGGAAGCAGCUGUUGGAGAAGUAACUGACAGGAAGGCUUUACCCGUCUGGACCUCUCCUCUCUCCCCCCCGCCCCUCGCCCCUCUCCCUCCACUCUGAGCUCUAUCCAUUGUGUUGCUCAAGCCCCCAUCUGAUUUUUUCCCCCUUUUGGAUGUUGUUGCUGCCAGCAAGCCUGAACCUGUGGAACUUCACAAGGUUGAACAAGUGACUGAACCUUGUCCUACCUCAUUUGAAAAAUACAAAAAUGGGGAAAUGCGCUGGGCCUCAAUGUACAAAUGCCACAGACCAGGUGGCUCCAGCACAGGAAAAGACUGCAGAUGCACUUCCUAUUCCUCUUCCUCUUCCCUCUCCAGAGGACGAUUGCUGCAGUUGUUUGUGACCGUACUCCCCCCCCCCUUUUCCUCCCUCCUGGAGCAAGAAUGCCUCCACGUUCCCCUACAGAGCUGCCACGGAGAACAGUUCCAGAUGUUUCUGAAACCAGCCCAAGGCCUGCACUGGUGGAAAGUGGGAGAAGUUGCAGGGGGGGUUGCUCUGUCUGGAGGACCAAGGACCACUUAACGACCACAUCUACACUACUACGUUCUGGUUUAAAAACAAAUAUCUUUUGCUACGUUUAAGCCUCACUACUGCAGCGUUUCCGAGCCCCUAAAACGGAGACGUUUGGAAACACCGGGGGUCGCUUUGCAGUUUGGACGGGCGCAAAAGGACACUUUUGGAGAACUUCCUGUAUUUUCAACAAAUACAUCCACGAUUUUCAACAGAGCAACGUCACACAAUCUGCUUCCUGUUUACCCUGGCACACACGUGCCCAGUGUGUGUAAAUGGUCAUGUGAUAUUUGUUGUCACCUGUGUUUAUAUGGACGAUUAGUUGUGCUACUGGAGCUAAAACCUCUGUUUCUUCUGUGGAUGGAGAUUGUUUUUGUCUCAGCUUCUGUUUGUACCGAGUCAAGCUCCUGGUGUCCUCUUUUAUCUGCUGAGUCAUGCGUUUUGUCCCAGUGCCCCCUCAGGGCGAGUGCUAAUUACAGGAUCUAUGCCCUCACCCUUCGCUACAGCCCUGUGACUUGCUCUGAACAGUUUGUGUGUGUCUUAAAACCAACAUCUGGAUCUUACAAAGAAGUUAGAAGUGAUGUACUAACACCGGUUACAGAGUGCAUGUAGAAUGUUGCUUAAAAAAGAGAGAUAAUAGGAAAAGGUAGCUGAAAGGAAAACGAGCGGAGGGAAACGGGACGUCUGAUGGCAUGUUUGAGGUCCACACAGAUGAUUGUAGAGUGGCUUUGAAAGUUUCUGAAUGUGAGGAAGAAAGAAGAGAGAGGAUCGGCGGGGGCGGAGGGAAGAAGGAAUGCGCAUAGAAAAUGUUUAUAGGAUUAGGAAAGCAGAGCUGGGACCGAGUGGGUUGGUAGGAGGGUUUGAGGGGGCACAAGGCAUGUGACCGGAGGUAUUUUAAAAGCCAUAUUGGCUGCACUGUGACAAAAUGCAUGAAACUCAACAGUUAAAGGGAGCCUUGAGCCACACACACGUAUGUAAACUAUCUUUGUUUGAAUACUAGGGCUGCACAAUAUGAGGAAAAUAUCAGAUUGCGAGGAUCUGGACCUAACAAAGAGUUAUUCUUUAGUCUGUAGGAUACGAUUUGGAGGCCGGGCCGGGACGUCUCUGCAGCACCACACUAACUAAUUCCCAAUGGUUUGAUGCAAUGUGUUGCCUUUAACAAAUAUUGCGCCUGUGAUAUUGCACUAGUCCAAAUUGCGGUUUCGAUAAAAUUGCGAUUAAUUGUGCAGCCCUAUUGAAUACUCCAGCUCUGUUUUGUAAUUCUCUCAGAAGCCACCGUCUCUCAGCACUUUGCAAACUUGUAUUUCAUUGAUUUUAGUUUUUCUCCUUUUUUUUUAUUUCUUAACCCUUACAAUGAUUGAAGAUACAUUUAUAGCCUCUCUCACAGACACAAAAGUCUUUGUGGAUAAGAUUUCAGUAAGAACGGUCCAUAGCAGGAGUUAGUGAAGCGGGGGGGGGGCUGUAACAAGAGUUUGUGCUGCAGAGAGAAACUCUAAACCUGGAUGUAAAGCCUGUUAUUUAGGUGCAACAGGAUGUGAAAGACCACGCUCUGAUGUGACGCUAAAGGCCCCAAAUUAGACCUCGCGUAAGAAAAUAUUUAUUCUGUUUCUCUUUUCUUUAUUUAUUUUCCAAUGUAGCGCUCUUACACGGGCCUUUUGUAAGUGUGAUUGGUCCACGGAAAAGUCGAGGAUUGUUUCUCAAAGCUAGUCAACACGUUGAGUGUUUUUACAGUUACUGAGCAGAACUUCUAACUGCCAAACGUUACGACUAUGCCAUUUGUAGAUGGUUUAAAAUACAGUACGUCAGGUUUUUUCUGACACGGAAGUUGUCGGCGCCACAAUAUAAAAGGGUUUAUAUGAAGUGUAAUGUAGGGGAAGGCUAGGGGUUGACGUAGUGAAGCUUUAUGGGUAAUGCAGUUUCUGACCUCAGAGGCAUUAAAUCAGGGUGAUCGCCAAAUCGUUGCUGCCGGGGCGAAAAAAACAAAAAACCUUGAACCGUUUCUUCUCGGAAAAUGAAAAA
Messenger RNA from Sander lucioperca (pikeperch), 6508 nucleotides. RefSeq names its product centrosomal protein 131 (gene cep131). Gene Ontology annotation, cellular component: centriolar satellite. The coding region runs from base 189 to 3968 and encodes 1259 amino acids. Lineage: Eukaryota; Metazoa; Chordata; Actinopteri; Perciformes; Percidae. Gene Ontology annotation, biological process: cilium assembly; regulation of centrosome duplication; intraciliary transport involved in cilium assembly. The record is from RefSeq and is a predicted model, not a curated record. The transcript is spliced from 30 exons.